Messenger RNA from Colletotrichum phormii, 3200 nucleotides. RefSeq lists its product as uncharacterized. NCBI's taxonomy places the organism in Eukaryota, Fungi, Ascomycota, Sordariomycetes, Glomerellales, Glomerellaceae. The transcript has a single exon. The record is from RefSeq and is a predicted model, not a curated record. The coding region runs from base 423 to 3032 and encodes 869 amino acids.
GGGGGAAGAACACCUCACGCAUCACUUUGCGCGACGCUACGCGACGCUGCGCAAUCCUUCAGUCUUGUAAACUACCAUCUUGAGUCGUGUUCGAAGGAGGGUAAGGGUAUUUUCGGUCAACAUGAUCGUCAUCAUUGGCUGCACCUCCAUGCGUUGCCUAGAUUUUGGCGCGGAUCGUUGCCCCCCUGGCAUGGCGCAGCUGCACACUCGAACGAGAGCAACAGCGCAAAUGCGCCCUUUCGAAAUGUCACUGUGGCUUACUUUCGAGGCCAUUUCAGAGCCUGCUCUCCCCCUCCUUUCUCCCUUUCUCCCUCUCUCCAUCUCUUUGUCGUUGUUUCUGACGUCUUUUUUCCACAUUUCGUGCUUCGCAAUUGCGGAGUUGCUGCCGGUACUUGGAUUUUGACGCUAUUUUUGUGGACAGCAUGGGAUACAAGACAGUCGCAAGCAGCCGUACGACGAGGCUUGAUGCAACACAAGGACAGGAUGGUGUUGCAUCAUCGAGGUCAUCAGUCACCCCGUCAGCGAGGGUCGAUGAGGCCUCCAGGGACCUUGCAUAUCAGUUCCUUCACAUGGACCGCUCUUCACGCCGCGCAACGAACGUCAACCACAUCACCGAAGUUUCCGCGAUGCUUUCACCCUGUGCUGUCUCUUCAGGGCGUCCGAUUUCCUGGACCCUCGAUAUUCCGUUGCAACCUGGAGACCGCCGACACUCGUCGUUUGAAGCAGGAAACAUGCCUAGCCUGGCAUAUCGUGUCAAGCCGCAACAACCACAGCCGCAUAACCCGAGGAAGCACCAGAGGGGAAGCCCUUCUGUUGACAGCCUGGAAGAGCGGCCGGGUUCGACAGAGGAGAGACACUGCAAGAGGAUCUCGGGCGACUCCGGCUAUGGGUCAGAUACGCGGCGCCGAAGUCGCGACCGAAGCGGGGAUGCUUCCGAUCGCCAGAACAUGAGCCUCGGAUGCGUGAAGAUCCAAGCCGGACCAGGCGAAAUCCUCAUCCCCCGCUGUCCAUCACCCCAGUUAGACAGCGACGAGGCCUUGGGCAUCCCACGGCGACGCAAGAGGCAUCUGCGCAGACAUAGCACCGCUGUUGUGACUGCUCCGACUAAUGGAUCAUCUCCCGCAGCAGAACAAGAGAUCGGACCUGCAAAGCAGAAUACGAGAAUGUGCGAGAGGCUAGCGACCCAGAGAGAAAGACUAGCAAUACGCAAGGGGAAGAUGGACACAGAGAAGGAGGGAUUGGAGAAUUCCCUCUUCAAUUCCAUCAAAGGUCUGCGACGAAUGAAAGGAACCACGACUCUGCGCGACCCAGUUGACAGCUCGCGACCCCCAACACCGAAUAUCGGGGUCACGAGAGCGCCCAACACCACUUCACCAAAUGUCCCGCGUGUUCCCGAAGAUAAUCUUCCACAACGACAACCUUCCCUCAUCGGGCCACCACCCAUCCGCAGAAGUUCCACCUUUGCAGAUGAUGAUCUCACUCGGAGGGCAACGAAUCGCUUUUCCCUAUUGGAGGACGUAGAUGGCCACCCCGUCUUCCGUCCAGAUACACGCAUCGCCAAACCGAGCCUACAUCUGGAGACUUCGAUGGACUCUCCCGCAAGGUUCGAACGGCCCAUCCAACCUGCCUCGCUAAGAAUGCCACGACCUGUCUCCGGCCCUCCCAAGCUACCCGUCAACUGGCACGCAAACCUCACGCCUCGACCCUCUUUUCUUCCCGUCGAGGAGCAGUCUGACUCGGCCAACGACAGCGGAGACGCAUCAUCCGUCGAGUCUAGCGUCUUCUCAGUUCCAGCCUCACCAGUAGAGCCAUGCCAACUCGACCGGGAUGAUCCGUUGGCACCGCACAUGGGCGUCAUUGUCGGCAACAUCUUCCAGCGCUACCAAGAAUGGAGCGUCCGCGAAAGGGGCGGCGGACAAGGCCGACGGACCUCGGGCCAGCGCGCCAAUACCAACACGCCCGACUCAGGUCGCUCGUCGAGGAAGCGCUCACACUCCGACGACCUACCGGACCAAGACGCCUCGGACGGCGGGGACUCGAACGUGAUCCCCGGGUUCAAGAAGCCAAAGGUCCCAGCGAACCCCUCGAAGCUAAUGUUCGCGUGCCCCUUUUGGAAAAACGACCCCGAUAACCACCGCCAAUGCUACAAGAAAGUCCUCAGCCAGAUAAAGUACGUCAAAAGCCACCUUUACCGGUUCCACGCCGCGCCCAUCACCUGCCCCUGCUGCGGCGCCGCCUUCCAGGACGAGGAGACACGGGACCAGCACGCGCGUGCACGACGCUGCGAGGUCGUCAACGAGGGGUACAUCACCAACCACGAGGGCCUCUCCCAGGGCCGGAUGCGGCAGGUCUCGAAGCGCGCGAACCCGAGUCAUAGUCCGGAAGAGCAGUGGUUCACCAUCUGGGAUAUCGUGUUCCCCUCCAGGCAACGACCGUCAUCGCCGUAUAUCGAUGGUGUGCUCUCCGAGGACCUCUGCAGCCUGCGCGAGUUCUAUACCAGUGUCGGGACGGAUAUGAUGCUGGAAUACCUGGCCUCCCGAGACCCCGACUCGGGAAACGACGAAAGGAGAGCCGCCAUGUACGACCGCGUCGCGUUCAAUCAGCUACAGGAGAGGAUUUACGAGGCAUGGAUGGCGCGUCGCAGUCUUCGACAGAUUCACGAUCCCAACGUCUCCACCACACCGCCGCGCACAGAGUCCGAUGAAGCAAGCCGUGCCUCCCCGGCCAACGGGGCAUCUUCUACCAGGCGCGAGGACGAUCCAGUGCCACAGCGGACGCAGACGCAGACGCAGACGCAGGCGUCGCAACAUGGUUCGCAAGAGGAGACGAUCGUCCAACCCAUGCCGGUGCCGCCGGAUAUGGCUGUGCAGUUCACAGGCCAGGACUUUGGGGAAGCUGAUUUCAACCGCGAUGAUAACAUGUAUUACGACACGCAUACGCAGGCGUUAUUUGCUGAUUUAAAUGGGUUGUUGCCUAGUGCUGGGCAGACGGAGUUUGACCAGGGCGGUUUUGUACCGCCGUAUAUCAGGUAAGGUAAGGUAGGCGGGUAAUAUAGAUCUGAGUUUUGUGUUUUGCGUUUUGUGCUUCCGACCGGCUCGGAAAUUUCCAUGUCAUAACUUGAUCAACUAUGAGAUCGCUUUGAGAGGAGCAUCUCUAAUUAUUCAUACUCGAUUUAAUCAAACACAGUUCCAAGACGAAAA